This is a messenger RNA of Bemisia tabaci, 1492 nucleotides long. The record is from RefSeq and is a predicted model, not a curated record. Lineage: Eukaryota; Metazoa; Arthropoda; Insecta; Hemiptera; Aleyrodidae.
GGUGCAUUGGUUGUUCGUUGGCCUCGCCGGAGGCGACGCACGUGAUGUAGUUGGUCUCAGCGCCGGGAAAACGAUUGACUACCUCCGCGAGGCAAAUCCAAGCUUGGGCCCCGGAAAAGACGCUGCCAACAAUGGAGAGAAAGUGGAAAGAGCUGGAGCUAAGCGCGGAACCCUUGUCGAAGGAGGCGGAGAGCCCUUGCCGGACGUGGUGCUGGAGUCGGAGCAACAACUGAGCACCCGCUCCCCUAAGGGUGGGUUGGCAGCAAGUUGGCCCCUCAACCCGACCAAUCUUGAUCUCGAUGCACUCAAUGGACGCCUUCUCGGAAACCCGGGAAUCCAACAAAAAUUCUCAAUCCAGCCGACUGAUGAAUUAAAGAAACUGAUGGAAGAGUACCCCGACGUAGCGCGAAAAAUCGAAAGACAGCGGAUGAAUGGACAAACCAGCGGCCAGGAGACUUUCACUGACAAAAACGGCGAUACCCGAAUGAUCUCAUGGAACUUAUCAAGACAAGAGAUUCCCGGACAACAGAGAAUCUUCCGAACCGAGUACACUCAGCCGCAAUCGUACCGGGUGGAAACGCCACCGAUUCGGACAGAGCAAACGGUUCGGAGAGAAGGGACACCCAUGAGGACAGAGCAAUCGUUUCGGAGAGAGGGGACACCCAUGCGGACAGAGGAAUCUUUUCGGACAGAGGACCCACCCAUGCGGACGGAGGAAUCUUUCCGAUCUGGCACACCGGAUUUGAGCGAGCUCCUUAAAAAAGGAGGGGGGUCCGACUCCGAGUCCGGAAGCGACUCUGAAGAGGACGACGAUGACUACAAAGAUGACGAGCCCUCGGGGUCCUCGUCCAGUGGACAUUCUUCCUCAAGCUCAGGCUCGAAGACCAGGAAAACCAAUAGCAAAGUGUCCAAGAAGAAAAAUAGACCAGGGAUGGGCCAGGUAGUUGCCGUUGUGCACAAGAAAUGGGUCAAGACGGAGUCAGGAUACCAUAAAGCGUCACAGUCGCAGCAAAAGAGGACGAAACAUCACAGGAAGGGGGCCAAAAGCAGCUCUUACUCCAAGAGCAGUGGCAGCAAGAGUGCAUCUCACAGUAGAUACCACAGUCCGUCGCGCGCUAGAGCUCGAAGUUAUUCGCAAAAGAGAAGCAGGUCUAAAAGUCCAUCCAUGUCUAAGAGUUCAUCCAGGAGUCCUUCGCCCAAAAGAGGAUCACGCAGUAAAAGUUAAAAAUCAUGGCUGAAAAGGCUCAGCUGUCAUUUCGAACUUCGGUUAUUUGAUCACUCGGAUAGUUAUAAGUGGGAAUUUGUUAUUUUAUAACCUACAAGAUAUGUAAGAAAUCCAAUCUGUUUUUUCCAGAAAUAUGUUUGCAGAAGCUGGAGGAGCUUCUUAGGUUUGUCAUAAAAAGUUGCUGAAUCCAUUUGUAAAAAAUUUAGAAUAAUUUAAUACCUCCAGUUUUCGAGCAAUCUGACACAAUAUACUUUCUUAUUUCUUAGA